AUUAUGGGAAUGUCAUUUGCAAUCUGUGACCAACGUUUUUGUUGUUGAAUUUCUCGUCUUUUAUUGUAAGAGUCGAUAACUCCAGACAACAUGUGACCGUUAAAAUUAUGUGUUUGAGGACAGUGCAGUCUAUUGCUUUUCAUUGGCCAAGGUGGAGUCGGAACUUGAGCAGGUGGCGCUCACUUACUGGAACAGUAGCUCAUCAAGGAUCCAAUCUUUCUCUCCCUCUCUGUCUCUCUCUUCCCCCCCCUCCUCCCCUCCAGCACCGUUGCAAUAGCCCCCCCUCCUACACCGCCUGCCCGCGCGGGUGCACGAGUGGCUGCUGCGGCGCCGAAUCUCUCGCAGUCGCGCCGGUCGCCAGUGGACGCUGCCCGGCUGGCGGAACAUGGCGGCGGCCCCGGAAGAGGAGGUAGACCGCAGACCGAUCCGGAGGGUCCGCUCCAAGAGCGACACGCCUUACAUCAACGAGGCGAGGAUCUCUCUCCACCUGGAGACAGCUGAGGAAGUGGAGAGGUUGGCAGCGAUGCGCUCUGAUUCGCUGGUACCGGGUACGCACACGCCCCCCAUCCGGCGGCGGAGCAAAUUCGCCACCCUGGGUCGUCUGUUCAAACCCUGGAAGUGGAGGAAGAAGAAGAGUGAGAAGUUUAAGCAGACGUCUGCAGUGUUGGAGAGGAAGAUGUCCACUCGCCAGAGCAGAGAGGAGCUCAUCAAGAAGGGACUCCUAAAGGAGGUCUAUGAGAAAGAUGGUGCAUCUCUGACCAUCCAGGAGGAGGUGAAGAUAGAGAAUGGUCGUUCCUCGGUGCUUGGCUCCAGCCUGUCGGAGUCUGAAGGUAGUGAGCUGAUGGAGGGAGCAGCAGGAGCAGCUGUAGGCUCCCUGGAGUUUCAAAUGCCUAGUGAUGCUCAACAGGACCACACCCAGAAAUCCAGUCAGGCUCCGCCCACAAAGAAGUCUAUCGUAUAUCAGGCUGAUGGUGCUGAAUCAACCCUCUGCAGACCUCCAACGCUACACAAACAACCUCCCGCUCUGCCACCCAAGCCUUUCAACAGGCUACCCAAUCACAUUACAGACGGCGCCCCCGUGAAGUUGCCAUGCAUGUCGGCUAAGUUGUCUCCUCCUCUACCUCCGAAGAAGCUCAUGAUCUCCGUACCUGCAGGGAGCAUGGAGCCCUCUUCUAUCGCCUUCCAGAAGUGCCCCGCCCCUCCCAGCCAUGCUCCAAUGGGUGCACACUCACUGCAGUACGGGACCCUGCCUGUUCCUCUCCACCCGCCCAGCCGAAUCAUAGAGGAGCUGAACAAAACCCUGGCCCUCACCAUGCAGAGGUUUGAGAGCUCCAUGAUGCACGCCGUUCCCACGGUGAUGAUCGAGUGCGACGAUGACAAAGAGAACCUCCCUAACGAGGCAGACUACGAGGACCUGCCGGGCAUGUACAAGGAUGAGGAAGAGGAGGAAGAGGAAGACGAGGAGGAAGAUGAGGAGGAGGAGGAAGACGAAGAAGAGGAUGAGGAUGAUACACUGUUUACAAGCACACUGGCCAUGAAGGUCUUACGAAAAGACUCUCUGGCCAUCAAGCUGAGCAACCGUCCAUCCAAAAGAGAGCUGGAGGAGAAGAACAUCCUGCCACUGCAUUCAGACCAGGAGCGGCUCGAAUCCCGGCAACAGACGGCCACCAAACUGACGAGACGGUUGAGUCAAAGGCCGACAGCAGAGGAGCUAGAACAGAGGAACAUUCUGAAACCUCGAAAUGAUCUGGAGGAGCAGGAGGAGAAGAGGGAGAUCAAGAGGCAUCUGUCGAGAAAGCUCAGCCAGAGACCCACAGUCGAGGAGCUGAGAGAGGCGAAGAUCCUCAUCCGCUUCAGUGACUACGUGGAGGUCGCCGAGGCUCAGGACUACGACAGGAGAGCAGACAAGCCGUGGACUCGGCUAACAGCUACAGAUAAGGCUGCCAUUAGAAAGGAACUAAAUGAGUUUAAAAGCACAGAGAUGGAGGUGCAUGAGUCGAGCCGUCAUUUGACCAGGUUUCACAGGCCGUAAGUCGGCUCAGAGACCUCAGCCAUGUUUUUAAAAUCCCUUAAAGUCUCAAGUGUUCAGACUGCUACAGAUUUCCAACAUCAACUUCGAACUGGCUUCAUCACACAAGUUUGAGCCAUUACAGGAAACGGGAGAAAAACACUGAGAUGGACGGAUCAAUGACUGUCUCCCCUCUGUGGAGAUUUUGGUGACUUCUUGAUAUUCAAAAGCUUUUAAUUGUAUUUUUUUUAUGAUGAAGAGGUGGUGAUAUCUUUACUUUGCAGCACUUCUUUUUUCUUUUUUUUUUAAACAAGGCUCCUGGAGGUCCAACACAGAAUCUGUGCCAAUUUUACAGGAUGGGGACGGUAAAAGAUGAAACACAGGGUCUUUAUUUCACUCUCACUGUUUUCAUGCCUGUACCAUAUUUUCAUCGGGCAGAAUUUUUCCUUUGAGUAUGCUUGUGUUAGCUUGAUUUUACUCCACGUAUGACAUCUCAGUAAUCAUUUCUCUUUGCCAGAGGCAUGAAAACAUUCCACAAGUGUGUACUAUUGCAGGCAGCUGAAGCUUAAGCCAAAUUGCCCUAAAAUUCUAAUCAAAGUCCAAGAGUGCUCUCUACAACAAAAGGAAAUUCCUGUCUCCAAACACUUUCACAUCAAUCCGCUGAGCAAUAAUGUCAGAUUCUCUCUUUUACAUCAAUCUAGUUGUGGGCUGCGUUCGAGUGUUCAAACACUUUUCAAACUUCAGAUUCCCAUUUUAAACCAAAGCAACUUGACCUGUUGUGAAAGCCGUCACCUUGAAUGGAGAAUUCUGGAGUGACGAGUAUCAAGAGUUCAGUAACCCACUGUGUCACUGUGCCUACAGGCGUGUUUACAGGGAU
This is a messenger RNA of Maylandia zebra (zebra mbuna), 2885 nucleotides long. RefSeq names its product phosphatase and actin regulator 1 (gene phactr1). NCBI's taxonomy places the organism in Eukaryota, Metazoa, Chordata, Actinopteri, Cichliformes, Cichlidae. Gene Ontology annotation, molecular function: actin binding. Gene Ontology annotation, biological process: cell motility; stress fiber assembly. The record is from RefSeq and is a predicted model, not a curated record.